Molecule: messenger RNA, 1573 nt
Organism: Syzygium oleosum
Lineage: Eukaryota; Viridiplantae; Streptophyta; Magnoliopsida; Myrtales; Myrtaceae
Exons: 1
Coding region: 82-1524 (480 amino acids)
Molecular function (GO): glycosyltransferase activity
Source: RefSeq, a predicted model, not a curated record
GGUUAGUCUCAGAUAGAUCACGAGUUAAGAUCGUUUCAUCAAUCUGGACAGAAGAUAUUGCUUUCUUUUUGGAUUCUAGGAAUGGGCUCGAAGCAUCAGUCCUACAAAAACUCAUCGUCAUCUAAGCUGCUCUGCUUCAGACACUCUGCACUAGCUCUUAUCUUCACCUCCUUGUUUCUCUUCUUGGUGCCUUUUAGGCGCGGUCUGGAGCCACUCUUCGGUACUGACCAUACCCGCUUUAAUGGAGACCUUAGAGAUGCCAGGUUCCCCUGGAACCACCUUUGUUUUGGACCAGCUCUCGAGAAGCUUAAGCUUGCCGUCUUCUCCAAGACAUGGCCAGUUGACGCUGCCCCCGGUGGCAUGGAGCGGCACGCUGAGACUUUAUAUCGUGCUCUGGCUGCUAGAGGCCACGAGAUCCACAUAUUCACCGUCCCUUCUGAUAGAAAAUUACACCAUGAUAUCCACCAAGGGAGUCUCCAUGUCCAUUUUGCGGCCAACGAUCAUGGUUCAGUCAACUGUUCUUUGGCAUUCGAGAUAUUCAAUCAAGUGAAUGCGAACGGACCAUUUGAUUAUGUUCAUACUGAGAGCGUCUCGCUCCCGCACUGGCGUGCAAAAAUGGUAGCAAACGUGGCUGUGACUUGGCACGGGAUAUGGUACGAGAUCAUGCACUCGAAGUUGUUUCAAGAACUUCUGUCCAACCCCGACAGCCUUCUGCCAGGGCCCAUGACCGAGCUCCAGGAGGCGAUGCCAAGGCUCUUGGACGAGAUAAGGUUCUUCCCAAGCUAUACACAGCACAUAUGUAUAAGCAACAAUGCCGCCGACGUUUUGGUCAAGAUCUACCAACUUCCGCUUAGGAAAGUGCAUGUAAUUCUUAAUGGGGUCGACGAAACGAAGUUCACGCAUGAUCUAGUAGCCGGGGCCCGGUUCAGGAGGAGGCAUGGGGUCCCAGAAAAUGCAACCAUUGUUAUGGGAGUGGCAGGCCGGUUGGUCCGCGACAAGGGACAUCCGCUUCUCUAUGAGGCCUUUGCAUCCUUCACAAGGCGCCAUCCCGGCGUAUUUCUGCUUGUUGCUGGAUCUGGUCCUUGGGGAAGAAGAUAUGCUGAAUUGGGCCACACCGUAAAGGUUUUAGGGGCAUUGGAUCCUUCAGAGCUGUCCGAGUUCUAUAAUGCCCUCGAUGUGUUUGUAAACCCCACAUUGAGGCCUCAAGGACUUGAUCUGACACUGAUCGAAGCAAUGAAAUGUGGAAAGCCGGUUUUGACGCCGAACUAUCCUAGCAUUGUUGGGACAGCAGUUGUUAGUGAGGAAUUUGGUUACACAUUUUCACCCAAUGUGGAGUCAUUUGUUGAAGCCUUGGAGUCGGUAGUGCGAGAUGGAACGAAGAAGUUACGGAUCAAAGGCAAGGUCUGUGAGCAGCGUGCAGUUUCGUUGUUUACAGCGAGUAAAAUGGCAUCUGCUUAUGAGCGAUUCUUCCUUUGCAUGAAAAACUCCCAAUACUGCCAGUAUCCUCUUCCCACAGAUUGUUAGGACUAUUUCUGGUAUAUUGCAGAAGUACUCUCAGCCAUUGAAAAUUUAU